UGAGUCGUUGGGACCGAGGAUCUGGGGCUGGUACAAAGAAGGCAUGGGGCAGUGUUUGAGGUACCAGAUGCACUGGGAGGACCUGGAAGAGUACCAGGCCCUGACCUUCCUGACCAGAGAUGAAAUUCUGUGCAUCCAUGACACCUUUCUGAAGCUCUGCCCUGCAGGAAAGUACUACAAGGAGGCCACACUGACCAUGGAGCAGGUCAGCUCCCUGCCGGCCCUGAGGGUGAACCCUUUCAGAGACCGCAUCUGCAGGGUGUUCUCCCACAACAACAUGUUCUCCUUCGAGGAUGUGCUGGGCAUGGCAUCUGUGUUCAGCGAGCAGGCAUGUCCCAGCCUGAAGAUCGAGUACGCCUUUCGCAUAUAUGAUUUUAAUGAGAAUGGCUUCAUCGAUGAGGAGGAUCUGCAGAAGAUUGUGCUACGACUGAUGAACAGUGAUGACGUGUCUGAGGACCUCCUGAUGGACCUUACACACCACGUCCUGAGGGAGUCAGAUCUGGACAAUGACAACAUGCUGUCCUUCUCAGAGUUUGAACAUGCAAUGGCCAAGUCUCCAGAUUUCAUGAAUUCCUUUCGGAUUCACUUCUGGGGAUGCUGACUUGUCUACAAACGCCUGACCCAGCAUCCUGAAGGGGGACCAUUGGAAUAGA
Molecule: messenger RNA, 653 nt
Organism: Castor canadensis (American beaver)
Lineage: Eukaryota; Metazoa; Chordata; Mammalia; Rodentia; Castoridae
Source: RefSeq, a predicted model, not a curated record